This is a messenger RNA of Micromonas pusilla CCMP1545, 1989 nucleotides long. RefSeq lists its product as uncharacterized. The record is from RefSeq and is a predicted model, not a curated record. Bases 1 to 1989 code for a protein of 662 amino acids. Lineage: Eukaryota; Viridiplantae; Chlorophyta; Mamiellophyceae; Mamiellales; Mamiellaceae. The transcript has 2 exons.
AUGGUCCUCUGCGCGCACCUCUCCGCGCACUGGCGCCUUCAACCGCUCAUCGGCGACGCCGGACUCGGCCUCGGCGGCGUCCACGGCCGCGUGCGCUCGUUCAAGCUCCUCGCCCCGGACGAGCACACGUAUCGAUUCCGACUCGACGACGAGGAGGGCCACCUCGAGACGCUCCGAACGGCGUACGCGUUGCGACCGCCCAAGUGCAAAGACGUCGCGACGAGCUACUCGAACGUCGUCGCGAUCGUCACGCGGCUCGCGAGCGCCGUCUCCGCCGCGCGUCUGUGCGGCACGGUGUUGCGGCACCGCGCGUGGUGCGCGUCCGCGGUGCGAGCGAUUUGCCGCGAGUGCGAACGGAUGGAGGAUGCGAUUCGCGACGGCGAGAAACCCGUGCACGCGAAACGGACGUCGCUCGCGAUGUCGGAGAUGAUUCGCGCGGUGCGAGAGAAGGCGGCCGAGGCGACCGUCGUCCUAGAGGAGGACCCGGGCGGGGAGCACGAGGCCUCCGGGCCGGUCGGCGGCGGCGCGAGGGGCGACGGCGUCGGGUUCAAGACGGAUCCGUACGCCGCGGCGAUGGCCAACGCGAAGGCGCGCGCCGCCGGGUGGGACGGCGAACCCGACCCGUCGACCGGGUGCGACGUCCCGCCGGGCACUACGCUCGUGGGCGACGUCGCGAUCGUGCGCCUCGCGGUCGUCCUCGACGAGGCGAUGUACGCGAUGGCGUACCACUCCAGCGUCGCGCCGUGGAUCGACGCGGGGGGCGACGCGGGGCCGACGACGCCCGAGGCGCGUUCUAUACACUGGUCCCCAUACGACCGCGUUCGCGAGAUGCCGGCGUACUUGACGGCGGUGACGGCGUGCGGCGACGCGGAGGCGGAGGCGGAGGGCGAGGCGUACCUGAAGGUCGUCUCCAAGAAGACGCGCGAAGCGAGCGCGAGCGCGAACCCGCUGUUGACGCUGCUGGAGUCCCGGAACGUCGAGGGCGCGCGCGUGUUGACGGGGAGGGGGCUCCCGAGCGAAGCGGACGCGAGGGCGGCGGCGAGGGGGGUGUUACAGAAACAGAAACAGAAACAGAAACAGAAACAGAAACAGGACGCGUCGCUCCCGCCGCCGCCGCCGUGCCCCGAGCUCGUGCAGAGAUGGCGCGACGCCGCGCGGGUUUGGCCGUGCCAUCUGUACGCGUACGCCGCGCCGACGACGGACGCGAUCGAGGCGUUGAAGGCGGCGAGCGGGAAGUGGAUCGAGAUCGGCGCGGGACUCGGCUACUGGGCGGCGGCGAUGAAAAAGAUUGGCGGGAUGGACGUCGCCGCCUUCGACCUUCGACCGACGCGCGCGAACAGCGCGAAGACAGGGAACAACAGCGCGAAGACGGAACGUCAACCGUCGCCGUCGAACGAGUACCACGGCGACGCGACGCCGUUCUACGACGUCGUCGCCGGCGACGCGUCUUCCGCGGCGUGCAAAGACGCGAAGCACCGCGGCUUGUUCCUGUGCUACCCGCCCCCCGGCGAUCGCGUCGCGUCGGACGCGUUUCGCGCGCACGCCGCCGCCGGCGGCGGGCUCGUCGCCGUCGUGGGCGAAUGGGACGGGAACACCGGGAGCGCGACGUUCGCGACGGAGCUCAGCGCCGCGUGCGCGCUCGUGAGGCGCGUGCCGUUGCCGCAGUGGGGGGACACCGCGCACGAGCUGACGAUUUGGAGGACAAAGUCGGACGUCGGAAGCGGCGGCGGGGACGGCGGAGACGCGAGGUAUCCGCCGACGGACGCGUGCGCGGGCUGCGGCGGCGAACGGAUGCGCCUCCGACGGUGCGUGCACUGCCGCGUCGCGAUCUACUGCUCGAGCGCGUGCGCGAAGAAAUGCGCCGAGGCGCACGCGUUGGAGCACGCGGCGCGUCACGUCCCGGGAACCGCGAGCGACGACGUGGACGCGGCGUCGGACUACGCCGCGUACGACCCGUUUCGUCGACGGGUGACGUCGUUCGAGCGAUGA